AUGGGCAUGCAGUUUUGGUGGGUGCCUGUGGGUCAGUGUGUGCUGCGAUGGUCCUCGGAGUGCACUGGAGUGGAUCAGUCAUUGACCUCUGUCCUCCCAUCUCCACAGGAGCCAUCCCUGGACCCCAAGCCCAUCCUGGAGCUGCUCCUGGAGACACUGGUCCAGAAGCUGCAGGAUGAAGAACUCAGUGUGGAGAGCGUCCUGUGUAGCUACUUAGAGGAGGCACUGAAGGUACACCAGGAGGUGAAUUGCCUGACGGAUUUCCUGGGUGAGUGUGAGGAGCAACUACAGGCAUUGAAGAAGCUUAAGAAGACUGAGAGAGGCCUUCUUUAUGGGGUCCCUGUCAGCCUCAAGGACCCCUAUGACUGCAAGGGCCAUGAUUCUACAUGUGGUCUGACCCAGUUCCUGGAGAAGCCAGCGGCCAAGGAUGGGGUCAUUGUGCAAGUGCUCAAGGCUCAAGGAGCUAUUCCCUUUGUUAAGACCAACAUCCCCCAGACAAUGUACAGUUUUUAUUGCAGCAACCCCAUCUAUGGACAGACUCUGAACCCUCUGAACUUAAAGAAGACACCAGGGGGCUCCUCAGGGGGUGAGGGAGCCCUGCUGGCAAAAGGAGGUUCCAUCCUGGGCAUGGGUACUGACACUGCUGGCAGCAUCCGCAUACCAGCCAGCUUUUGUGGUAUCUGUGGCCUCAGGACCACAGGAUACCGCCUCAGCUUCUCUGGAGUUUCCAGUGCUGUCAAAGGCAAGAAAUCAGUGACUACAGUGGCUGGCCCCAUGGCCCGGGAUGUGGAGAGCCUGGCCCUGUGUCUGCGAGCCCUGCUAAGUGAAGACAUGCACCGACUGGACCCUACUGUGCCUUUUAUGCCCUUCAGGGAGGAGGUAUACUCCAGUAACCAGCACCUUCGAAUUGGCUUCUGUGAAACAGAUGGCUUCACCCAGCCAUCUCCUAGCAUGGCCAGGGCUGUGAGGCUCACCUCCAGGCUGCUCCAGGAUGCGGGACAUCAGGUAGGCUUGCUUACCCCUGGAUGGGGAGGGAAGCCAGACUGGCGAGGAGACUGGGCUGGGCCAUUCUUGGAGAGAAAGGAAGUUAUAUCUGAGUUUGAGCUGCUAACAUCACUUGAGGGGGACAUUGUGGACCCCUGCAUAAAGGGAAUGAUCAACUGGCUCCGCCUGCCAGACCUACUCAAGUGUUUCUUGGCCUGGAUCCUGAAGUACACAGAAUAUCAGCAAAAGUUCAUAGCCAAGUGGAGGUCCCUGGACCUGGAUGUGCUGCUGAUGCCAGCUAUGGACCCCGCCUUCCAUAUAUGCUAUUCUGAGAUAGGAACAGAUAUUGCCUCCUACACGGGCCUGUACAACGUCCUGAACUUCCCUGCUGGUGUUGUGCCGGUCACCACUGUGACGCCGCAGGACGAGGAGGAACUGGCCUUCUACACGGGAUACUACGGAGAUAGUACCGACAAAAAUUUCCAGAGGGCGGUACAAGGAUCUGUGGGACUUCCUGUGGCUGUGCAGUGCAUUGCUCUUCCAUGGGAAGAGGAGCUGUGUCUCCGGUUCAUGAAAGAGGUGGAGACCUUGGCCAAGAACCACAGUGGACCCAAGUGACUGGCCACUCCUUCUCCCGGAGGCCUUCUUCAUCCUCAUCCAAGUCUGCUCCUGAUGCCCCUUUUCAUGAAUACCAUAUCUGCCUCAUGUCUCCUCCUCCCUGAGGCCCACCACAUUCCUUUUCUUUGUCAUUCCUCUGUGUGGGUACUCAAUACACGGACUCCUCACAUUGGCCCAAGAUGGGGCACAGGGUGAAAGGGCCCAAUAAACAUU
Panthera uncia (snow leopard) is the source of this 1815-nucleotide messenger RNA. RefSeq names its product fatty-acid amide hydrolase 1-like. NCBI's taxonomy places the organism in Eukaryota, Metazoa, Chordata, Mammalia, Carnivora, Felidae. Gene Ontology annotation, molecular function: fatty acid amide hydrolase activity; amidase activity. Gene Ontology annotation, biological process: fatty acid catabolic process. The record is from RefSeq and is a predicted model, not a curated record. The coding region runs from base 1 to 1602 and encodes 533 amino acids. The transcript has 12 exons.